CAACAUCAAUGACAAAGUCAACAUAACCCAACAUAACCUGUCGACGAUUGUUGUAACAGGUGAAUAAUAAAUUUACAAUAUUUAUAAACGUCAGUCUUACAUUGAGAUUUUGAUUAAUAAAUUUUUUAAAAGACAUUAAAAAUGUCGCCAAGUAUACUCAGAUAUCAAAAUAUGAAUAAAAUAAUAAGUCAGCUGAGAAGAGAAUUAAAUCGGUCCACAUCAAUUACAUUUCGACUAAAUGACUACAUUGCUCGAAAUUAUAGUCAGGAUGCUAAAUCUUAUCGUACUGAACGAGAUACUUUUGGAGAACUUAAAGUACCAUCGGAUAAAUAUUAUGGUGCACAAACGCUGAGAUCUGUGAUGAAUUUUCCGAUUGGUGAUAAAUCUGAACGUAUGCCAUAUAGAGUUAUUGUGGCAAUGGGAAUUUUAAAGAAAGCAGCAGCUGAAGUAAACAAAGAAUUCGGACUCGAUGCAAAAGUUGCCGACGCCAUCAGCAAAGCUGCAGAUGAUGUAAUCAGUGGCAAAUUGUAUGAAGAUCAUUUUCCCUUGGUGAUAUGGCAAACAGGAUCUGGAACUCAAACCAAUAUGAACACAAACGAAGUGAUUUCUAACCGUGCCAUUGAAAUUCUUGGUGGUGAAUUAGGCUCUAAGAAACCUGUACAUCCUAAUGACCAUGUAAACAUGUCACAGAGUUCCAAUGAUACAUUCCCUACAGCUAUGCACAUUGCCAUUGCCUUGGAGAUAAACCAAAUUUUACUUCCUGGAUUGAAACAACUUCAUGAGGCACUUAAAAGCAAAUCUGAAGCUUGGAAAGAUAUAAUUAAAAUUGGAAGAACACAUACUCAAGAUGCUGUCCCAUUAACGCUAGGUCAAGAAUUUUCAGGCUAUGCUACACAAGUUGAAUAUGGAAUUGCAAGAGUUAAAGAUACUCUUCCACGACUUUAUCAGCUUGCUUUGGGUGGUACUGCCGUAGGAACUGGACUUAAUACUAGAAAAGGAUUUGCAGAAAAAACUGCAGCAAAAAUUGCUUCUCUCACUGGCUAUCCUUUUGUUACUGCUCCAAAUAAAUUCGAAGCAUUGGCGGCACAUGAUGCUGUUGUUGAAGUUCAUGGUGCUCUCAAUACUGUUGCUGUAUCACUUAUGAAGAUUGCCAAUGACAUCAGAUUCUUAGGAAGUGGACCACGUUGCGGCCUUGGAGAACUAUCUCUUCCUGAAAAUGAGCCUGGAAGCUCAAUUAUGCCAGGAAAGGUAAAUCCAACUCAAUGUGAAGCACUUACCAUGGUCUGUGCUCAAGUGAUGGGUAAUCAUGUAGCUGCCAGUGUUGGUGGUAGUAAUGGACACUUUGAACUGAACGUCUUCAAACCUAUGAUGGUUGCCAAUGCUCUACGAUCAGCUAGAUUACUUGGAGAUGCUUCUGCUGCAUUUACGAAGAAUUGUGUUGUUGGCAUUCAAGCGAAUGUGGACAACAUUAAGAAGAUUAUGAAUGAAAGUUUGAUGCUAGUCACUGCCCUUAAUCCUCAUAUUGGAUAUGAUAAAGCCGCUGCAAUUGCUAAACAAGCUCACAAAGAAAAAUUGACUCUUAAGGAGUCUGCAUUAAAGAAUGGUCUAACUGAAGAACAAUUUAAUCAGUGGGUAAGACCAGAACAAAUGUUAGGACCAAAAUAAUUGAAUGGUAUUGAAUCAACAACGGUUAAAAAAAUCAAGUGAUAUAAAAGAAAUUAUAACGAGUGAUUAUAACAAUAAAAAACUUUUAAUUAUAACA
This is a messenger RNA of Chelonus insularis, 1762 nucleotides long. RefSeq names its product fumarate hydratase, mitochondrial-like. The record is from RefSeq and is a predicted model, not a curated record. The transcript has 5 exons. Lineage: Eukaryota; Metazoa; Arthropoda; Insecta; Hymenoptera; Braconidae. Gene Ontology annotation, biological process: malate metabolic process; tricarboxylic acid cycle; fumarate metabolic process. Bases 142 to 1665 code for a protein of 507 amino acids. Gene Ontology annotation, cellular component: mitochondrion; tricarboxylic acid cycle heteromeric enzyme complex. Gene Ontology annotation, molecular function: fumarate hydratase activity.